AUGACGGAACCUAAGUUGGAAGAGAUACUCGUAGUAUGUAAUUUCCCCGAGGUCUUUCCUGAGGAAUUGCCUGGUUUACCGCCGGCGCAAGGAAGAGUUUAUGCCAUGGCGCGCAGAGAAGCUGAGAAUGCGCCGGGCGUAGUCACAGGUACCAUUUCUCUCUGUAAUCAUGCUGCUUAUGCGUUGUUUGAUCCGGGGGCGACCCACUCUUUUGUUUCGGAGCAAUUUGUUAAGUUAGUUGGGAUGGAACCGGUGUUGCUUGAGACUAUUCUUAAUGUGUCGACGCCUAUGAAUGAUAGAAUGUUAGUCUCUUUUGGAUGUCCCAACUGUAAGAUUGUGAUUGGGGGUAGGGAAGAAAGUAUCGACUUGGCAGUGUUGGCCAUGUUCGAUUUCGAUGUGAUAAUUGGGAUGGACUGGCUAGUGAGCCAGAAGGCCGUCAUGGAUUGUGGCAAUAGGACGAUUCAAUUGAAUCCGAUUGGAAGUCCAAGGUUUGAAUUUUAG
Molecule: messenger RNA, 501 nt
Organism: Syzygium oleosum
Lineage: Eukaryota; Viridiplantae; Streptophyta; Magnoliopsida; Myrtales; Myrtaceae
Exons: 1
Coding region: 1-501 (166 amino acids)
Source: RefSeq, a predicted model, not a curated record